UGGUUUCCUCUUUGCAAACAAAAAAUUAGUAAAUUCGAGUCGCUUUAGAGGCGGUGCCGUCGCCAGGCAGUAGGAUCUGUAUGACAGUGCAAGGGUACAGCUCUACGCUGAGGGGCAGAUAGAGAGAAAAGAAAUUCUCGCGAUCCCGCCAUACUUCUCUACCACUAUUCCACCAUAACCACCAUCACAUUAAUACGGAGCAAUACCGUUUGCUACACGGUGCAGGAAAUUCGCCAGGAUUGCUACAAUCAAGGAUUCUCCACUCGCCACCGGACUUCAUCGGGCUGCAACGUUACAGUUGGGCGAACUUUCCCCGUAUUAUUUUAAGAUUCUUCUUCGAAAUUCUUUCGUUUUCAGUUGCAACUCGUUGAAAUUUACACGUGCUUUUCGUUUUUUUAGCAGUCUCAAUAUAUAUUUAUAUAUAUUUUGACAAAUAGCCCCCGGUUUGUAGAAAAGUUUUUUUUUUAGUUCUGAUUUUUUUUUUUUUACGGGAGGAAGCAUUGCAUUGUUUUUCCACAAUGAACAAGCUAUAUAUUGGAAAUCUGAAUGAAAAUGUGACCGCAGAAGACUUGGUUAAAACCUUUGAAGACUACAAGAUUCCUUACUCUGGGCAGUUUCUAGUGAAAACGGGAUACGCGUUUGUUGAUUGCCCGGACGACCAAUGGGCUAUGAAAGCAAUUGAAACCUUUUCUGGCAAAGUGGAACUUCACGGCAAACGAAUUGAAGUAGAACAUUCUGUCCCUAAGAAACAAAGGACCAGGAAACUUCAGAUUAGAAACAUUCCACCGCAUUUACAAUGGGAGGUGCUUGAUGGUCUACUUGCACAGUAUGGAACCGUUGAAAACUGUGAACAAGUUAACACAGAAAGUGAGACAGCUGUGGUGAAUGUCACUUAUGCGACUCGGGAGCAGGCCAGACAAGCGAUCCAAAAGCUCAAUGGCUACCAGUUUGAGAACAACACUUUGCGUGUGUCCUACAUACCUGAUGAGAGCUUGGAUGUUGACUCCCAGCGCAGCCCUGACAACGGUCGCCGCUCUGGAUAUGGUGGCCGUGUCAACUCCAGGCAGGGUGCUCCUGGCACAGGGAUGCCCUCCAAGCAUCAGCACACUGAUAUACCUCUCCGUUUGCUUGUACCAACCCAGUAUGUGGGCGCCAUCAUCGGCAAAGAGGGUGCCACCAUCCGAAACAUCACCAAGCAGACUCAGAGCAAGAUCGAUGUUCACCGUAAAGAGAAUGCUGGAGCCGCAGAGAAGCCCAUCAGCAUUCACUCGACUCCUGAGGGCUGCUCGGCGGCCUGCCGUAUGAUCCUUGACAUCAUGCACCAGGAAGCCAAAGACACCAAAACUGCUGAUGAGGUGCCUCUAAAGAUCCUUGCCCACAACAACUUUGUAGGUCGUUUGAUAGGCAAAGAGGGGCGUAAUUUGAAGAAAGUGGAACAAGACACUGACACUAAGAUCACUAUCUCACCGCUGCAGGAUCUGACCCUGUAUAAUCCUGAGAGGACCAUCACCGUGAAAGGUGCUAUUGAGGCCUGCUGCCUGGCUGAGCAGGAAAUCAUGAAGAAAGUGCGAGAGGCCUAUGAUAAUGACAUCGCUGCCAUGAAUCAACAGACACACCUCAUCCCUGGACUGAACCUUGGAGCACUUGGCCUUUUCCCUCCAUCCUCCUCCAUGCCUCCACCUCCUCCUGGAAAUCCUGGGGUUUGCCCCCCAUACGGCUCCUUUGGGGCUCCUGAGCAGGAGACAGUCCAUGUGUACAUCCCAGCACAAGCAGUGGGAGCCAUCAUUGGCAAGAAGGGCCAACACAUUAAGCAGCUGAGCCGCUUUGCUGGAGCCUCUAUUAAGAUUGCACCAGCGGAGACACCGGAUUCAAAGAUGCGCAUGGUCAUUGUUACUGGUCCACCUGAGGCCCAGUUUAAGGCUCAGGGAAGAAUAUACGGCAAGCUGAAGGAGGAGAACUUCUUUGGUCCGAAGGAAGAGGUGAAGCUGGAGACGCACAUCAAAGUAGCAGCAGCAGCUGCUGGAAGAGUUAUUGGAAAGGGUGGAAAGACGGUGAACGAGCUACAGAACCUAACCGCGGCUGAGGUGGUGGUUCCUAGAGAACAGACUCCUGAUGAGCAAGACCAGGUUAUUGUCAAAAUCAUCGGCCACUUUUAUGCAAGUCAGCUGGCCCAGAGGAAGAUCAGAGACAUUUUGACACAAGUUAAGCAGCAGCAGAAAAGUGGCAUGGGAGGCCCUCAGGCAUCUCACCCACAGAACCUGUCGGAGCUUAGGCCCCACCCAGGAAUGACCCCAGAGCCUAGAAGGAAGUGACAGGCUCCAGCCCGAAACUGGACGGACAGACGGAUGGACAGACAGAGGAGAAACAGCGGACUGACUGAGAGAGAGCGACACACAGACCCAGUGCUAGACAGGGAGAAAUGAGCAUUUAACAAAGAUGGGAAUAAAAAAGGAAAUAAAAAUGCAUGAGAGAGUACAAAAGUUUAGAGAAAAGAAACUAGAACUUUGAGUGAUUUAAAAAAUAGGGAAAAAAGAAAAGAGAGAGAGAACUAGGAAACAGAGACCAGAUGCCAGGUCGACUGACUGGGGCUGGCAGGGAUUCCUUGUGGCAGCUUAUGAAAUAAUCAUGGCUACAUGGCCUUGAGAGUCUUGACACGCUUAGGGCACCCCUGCCAUCACCAGUCACUCAAGUAUUUUAAGGGUGUUUUUUUAAGAAGAGCUAUAUGUAUAGAAAUGUUUAUUCAGAGGUAUUAUAAUGAAAUGCAGUGAGGCAGAGGUGGGGAGAGGGGAGUGGAGAACCCAUCACAUCGAGUCAAAAAAGUGGCUCAUUCUUUGCCUACAGGAAACUACGAGAGGGGCCAUAGCUGUUAACACUGCUCUUUAAGUCCCUGGCAGUAACCUGUUGGGGGUAAGGACAAAUAAAGAAGAAGAAAAAUGAGGUUGUAAAUAUAAUCUUCAUGAAUUUGUAUUGAAGCACUGUUGAAGCACAGUGAGGGUACAGUAAGUGGGUGGGCCGAGGCUGACCCUGCAGUUCUAUUGCAGAGACUCAGCUCCGAGACGUAAACUUCACCUCCAGCCCUGAACUACGCCCGCGAUGCUAGCCGGCGCGUGGCCCACACCCAAAUGGCAUAUUUUAUAUAUAUUAUAUAUAUAUGAUAUGUGAGUUAACCUGGCCCCUCAGAGAGCAGAGAAAACGGCAGUGGAAAGGAAACGCGGCACUGGGAUUAGACCAUCUUUCACAGAUAUUCUGAGAGAUUUAAAAUUAGCUUUCAGUAUCUGGGUUUUGCUAGCUAUGUUUUGAACCAAGAUGUAACUGAAAGCCUCAGAGAGAACACAGAACUGCUGAUUUCUGAUGGGAAACAAAAAAAAAUCAUUUGAAAGUUUAAAUAGAAUAUUAGUAUCAUCCAAAUACAAAUUUAACUGACCUUGACAGCCGGAGCCGAUCUUUGAUCAGUUCUUUUGACUUGAUGAAUUUGACCUUUUGAUUUAAGAUCCCUUGAAAGAUGCAACACUCCCAAUGGCCCAGCUCUCUACCCUGCCUUUAGGACGGAGGUCAACAGCAGGUGAUGUUAAAAUGGCUUCUGCACUCUCUCUCUCCCCCCUACUCCAUUCGAUGUAUGCUGAUGAGGAGGCCAGAAAAGCUGGCUCUCUUCACUCAUCUUCGAACAGAUUAGAUAGAAAAAAAUAGAAACCUACCUCAGGGUAUUGUUACCUCAGUAUUCCUAAUGGCUUUUUUUUUUUUUUUUUUCCUUUUUCUUUUUGGCUUGCUGGUGUUUUAUAUAAAAGCUGAUAGUCCUGAAUAUUUUAUUUUUUUAAGGAAAAAAUAUUUUUAGUUAUUGUUGGAUAUUUUUUUUCCCCUAGUUUUUGCAUGUAUGUGAGUGUGUAUGGAUGGUACCCCACACCCUUCCACAUUUAAUUCAUAUAGGCAAGAUGCCAGACUUUCUUUUUUUGAUGAAUCUGUCCUGGCAGAUUCACAGUUGUCUUUGGACCUAUAACCAACUGAAUUCGAAGUCUCUGGCUUUUUUUUUUUUUUUUUUUUUGUCUAGUGGUGUGACCCAGUCAUGGCUUUUUAUCUCCUGAGCAUGAAAGGCUUCACAUGCUAACUUUCUUUUGCCUGAUAUCUGACAGUUUGCUCCGACUGAAGGAUGCAUUGCAUCUCUAUCUUCCGUUGGUUUCUCCAGCAGUGUUGCCAUGAAUGUUAUGUACUGAAGGCCUGGAGUCUGCCUCAGUUUGCCAGGUUUGUGCCAUGACUGUACGUAGAGAAGCAGCCCAGGGGCAUCUCACUUAACUACAUCGAGUUAUAUAUCAAGUUUAGGUUCAGCAUAGUGCAUACUCAUCAACCUAUAUGUACGUGUGAUGGGAUGUGUGUUUUGGGGUUGUUUUUUUUUGUUUUGUUUUGUUUUUUGUUUUUUGUUUUUUUUUUCUAAAAAAAAGAAAAAAAAAAAGAAAGAAAGAAAAAGAAAAGGAAAACCGUUUAAGUGUAUAGUUUUUUUUUUGUUGAGGAAAAGUGGUUUGGGUGUUACAAAAGACAGAAAAAUAGACAUCCUGUCCUAUAGUCUCAGUUAAACAUUUUUUUAACUGAACGAGAAUACUUUGGAAAAUGGGAGCGGAAAAUGAAGAAAGCAGUCACUUCACAUCCGAGACAGAUUUAACCUGUAUAUAAAUCGCUGAAAAAACUAAAAACUUUUGUAUUUUUAGAAUAAAAAAUAAAAGGAGACGUGGACAAAGCUGGGCAAUAUGUAGCGAUUUAAAUGCAAAAGACUAAUAGAUACUGCCAGAAUCCUUUUAUCGAUGAGUACACAUUCCACCUGCACAUGGCUAGAUGAUGCAUUUUUCGUUGUGUGCUCGUUUUCACUCACAGGUUGAAAUCGUUGCUUUUUUUUUUCACGCUUCCCUUUUUCUCAGUAGACAGCAGUGCUCGGUUCGCAUCAACGUGAAAAAUGUACUCCUCCUCGGGUGGGAAGGAAGUCUGUCUCUCACUAGCCUGUAGAUUUCUGAUUUCUGUCAGACCCUAAGACACACACACCACUUUAGAUUUGUUCAGACUGCAGCCUUUUGUUUAACAGCAAGCUUUAUUUGGGCAUGACAUCUGGUUGUGUACUGUUUCAUCGGUUUUAGACGAAACAAAAAAAAAAAAAAAGGAACAUAACUGAAAAAUCUCUAGGAUCUUUGUAAUCUGGUGAAAUAUGGAGUCAAGCAGUUCAAUUUAAUAUUGGAAUGUUAGGUGUAAAAGAGUUGAGAGGAAGAUGGGCCAAUUUUUUUUAUUUUAUAUAUAUAUUUUUUUUUUUUCCUUCAAGUAAAGGUAGACAUUUAUGAAAGCUAACUUUAAACAGAGUUUAGGCUUUAUGUUCUCACAGAUUUGCUGGAUAUUAAUUCUAGGUCACUAAAACGAGUAGUCAUGCAGCGCUGCCGAAUGUAUGAUGAAUACUACACUCAUCUCCCUUCUCUCCUUUUCACUUGUUUUGUCCUCCAUCUGUUUCUCCUUUCAUCUCUGAACACAACUCGCAAUUUUUGUUUUUCCUUUACUCACUUUAUUUGCUAGAUAUGAACGAUAUUUUUGUUGUUUGGGUUUGGUAUAGACCUUCACGCUCUCUCACGCUGGCCUUGUUUGUGUCUUUUCUCAGUUCUGUUCAGUCGUUUGACCCUAGUUUUCAGUUUUAAUUUCUCCCCGCCCCUCAAAGUUUUGUAUUGCCUUCAAUUGGAUCAGUUAUUUUCUCUCUCUCUCUCUCUCUCUCUCUCUCUCUCUCUCUCUCGAUCAGGUUUCUUUAGAAAAGCACAGAGAUCUCUUAUACUGCUAUUAGAACAUUUAAAAUACUAACCAGUUAUUCGUAAUGCAGUUAACACCUGUGCCAAACAGAUUUUUUUUGUUUAUUUUACUCCGUUAAGACCCGAUCUAGGUUGUGCAAGCUGUUUUAGGCGUAGUGUGAAGACUAAUAACUUCCACUUCAGCACUCGCUCUAUUUAAGAAAGAAAGAAAGAAAAAAAUUAAUAGAAAAUGCCACCCAAACCUGUAUACUACAAGUUUCAGGAACACAACUGCAUGUUUUUUGUGAUUCUUAUGCAAUUCCUUCACAAGGACUGUUAAUACUCUGGAAAUCAUAGAAUUAUUAAAGGAUAAAAAAAAAAAAGUCUAUCCAUUUCAGUGCACAGAUUUACACAUAGGCAACAGAUCUAACCUCAUACUAGUCAGGUGUAGCAGACAGACAGAUGCACACCACAGGAAUUUCAUCCUGCUAGUUUCUGGCCUUCGCUCAAAGAAACCAUUUGGGUGCUAAUGACGAAUUAAACCUCACAUAACUAGGAAACGCUACCUCAAGACUUAGCCAUAAGAUUGUUUUAUCAACCUGACAAGAGCGAAAGUGCAUGUUACUUUUUUCACUUUAAUUUAUUAUUUUUUUCCUUUUGCUUCUCUCUUUUUUUUUUAUCUUCUUUUUUUUCUUUUUUGUUUCGUUUUCAGUCACUCUUUAUUUUAGAGUUGAGGCCGUGAUAGAGGGAAGGGAGGUGAGGAUUUGGUGAGCAGAGAUGAUCUGGGUGUUUUUGGUGUUGGGAGGACCUGAUUUGUAGAAAAGCAGUGAAGGAUCAGGAACAUGGAGAACCCUCUAGUUUAAACUACACAUAGUGUCACUACUCGGUCGAUUCCAGAGAGCACGUGAAAGUGUGAAGCACCGCCUUCACUCAUGAUCUGUAAAUACCCACUAAAGGAGAAGUGCUAAUUAACCCUCAAACACAUUAUUCUACCUCCUGAUUCUGCUUAUUUUUCGACCUCCUAUCAAACCCAGUGCUCCAUACAGACAGCCACAGAAUUCACUUUGUCGCAUUGUUAGUUACCCGGAUGCCUGUACUGGUGUUUUUCUUUUGUUAUGACUGACAUUGGAUGUGGCAGAGUCCCAGAUCAGCAUCAAGGGAAACUGGAGUCCCUCUCAUCCUCAGCUUUCCACCCCACAGUCCUUCCUUUUCAUUUUAACUUCUUCAAUCAAGGAGCACGAUACCUAUAUUCAAGUAACUUUUUUUGUUGAUCUACCUCUUAGAGAACAAAUAAAUAAAUAGGACAAAUGUAAAAUGGGGAAAAAGGACACACAAGUGUAAAAAAAAAAUAAAUAAAUAAAUAAAAAAUAAAAAAAAGUUUUGAAAAAUCUUCAAAUGAAAAAUAAGUAAUAAAAUAAUUAAUUAUGUAAACAACUGGGUAGAAGCAUCUCCAUAUACUGUAGUGGAUAGUGUAUUAAAAAAAAAAAAAAAAGAAUACUUUUUCUUCCAAAGAUGAUUUUUGUUUUUGACAUUUGUUUAGACCAUUAUUCAAGAUUGAUUGUUAAAUAAAAAAUAAACAGAAUGGGGAGGGAAAGUAAAAAGGAAAAUAUCAAUUUCAUUAUUCAGUUUCUUUUCUUUUUUUUUCAUUCCUCAUUAGAUUAAAUUCUUAAGUUUGCAAUUCUUCAUCCUUUAUUUGAUUAAUUUUUCUGAUUGCUUUUUUUGGAAUGACAUAGGAUUGUAUCUUGUUUUGGAUGCAUUAGAAUUCUCUCUCUCUCUCGCUCUCUCUGAACUGCAACAUAGUACUCGUUGAGACAUUGCAGAGCAGCAUGAUACUGAAAUCAUUUCUUUCUUUUUUUUUUUUGUUUGUUUUCAAUCUUUAUUGAUGCAACAGGCAAAUAAGGGCCUAUUUAGCUGACUAGGGCACAGUUUAGGAGGAGGAGAGGAAGAAGAGUGAUGUAUCACAUUUAGCCCCAACCCACAGCCCCCCUCUUAUAGCAGGUGCCAUGGACACUAUCUGGACUUUCCCCUUUCUGCCUGCCAAUUUUCUUUCAUUUCUCAUUCACAUUUGUUCUGAACUUCGUGUAAACAAUACCGAGCAUAGAUAUGAAUGUGUUAUUAAAAGAUGAGAAAACCGG
Messenger RNA from Hemibagrus wyckioides, 7879 nucleotides. It is a transcript of the gene igf2bp1, whose product is annotated as insulin-like growth factor 2 mRNA binding protein 1. Gene Ontology annotation, biological process: regulation of gene expression; nervous system development. The record is from RefSeq and is a predicted model, not a curated record. Lineage: Eukaryota; Metazoa; Chordata; Actinopteri; Siluriformes; Bagridae. Bases 519 to 2312 code for a protein of 597 amino acids. The transcript has 15 exons. Gene Ontology annotation, cellular component: cytosol; nucleus; cytoplasm. Gene Ontology annotation, molecular function: mRNA 3'-UTR binding.